This is a messenger RNA of Gasterosteus aculeatus aculeatus (three-spined stickleback), 8553 nucleotides long. The record is from RefSeq and is a predicted model, not a curated record. NCBI's taxonomy places the organism in Eukaryota, Metazoa, Chordata, Actinopteri, Perciformes, Gasterosteidae.
CACACACACACACUCACAGUGUAGCUCGGCCGUCUUUCAGAGAGGGCCCGUGCUACAGGCUUCAUACAGGAAGACACACACACACUUGAUUAGGUGUUUCACACGCAUGUACAUGUUCGAUGUGCUGCCACCUCCUGGUCAGGGAAAUAGGUGGAGUGAAUGUUCAGUUCAUUUCAUUGAGUGUGCAAGAGCGAACAAGAGAGCGUGGAACAUGAACAGCGCGGUGAACAGUACCUUUGUGUGUGUGUGUGUGUGUGAAUGUGUUUGCCGUGAAUGCAUAUGCCUGUGUGUGUAGAGCACUUCCAUGUGUUUGUGUAUGGGUUCUGAACGUGUACUUCUUAUUUGCUUUAAUUCGUUGUGGUUUGAAACUGCUAGCUGCUACAGUGAGUCACAGCUUCCAGCGGCGAGAGAGUGAACCUUGCACACGAAAAGCUCUGUUACAGGAGACUGCAGAGAACUUGCAAAACACACACACACACACACAAACAAACAGAGGAUCCUCCCAAAACGCAUAUCUUCUCUUAUCAUCCUGUCCACCCCUGCCCAUACGUCUGGUUUUUGUCGGUCAGUAUCUUGAUCUCACGUCCAUCUGCCCUCUGUCUUCUCUCUCUCUUCCCACAAAUCCCCUUUUUUAUGGAUUGACUGAGUUGCAGAUCGCUCCUUGUUUUUGCACCGGGCUUCUCCUUCUACACGUAUAUAUCCUUUCACGUGUAAUGUUUUCUCCUUUUCAUUGUGGCCUGCAUGGCCUGACCAUUUCAAGUUAAACAUUGACUGGGCUAUUUAUCUUCCUGCUGUGCCAGGCUGAUUCAAAUAUUGACAUCAUCUUGGUAUGUCUACACACGCAUAGAAACACACACACACACACACAUGGCUCGGGCUUCGUGGAGUUGCAGGGAUGGAGAGAAAGACUGCAAGAGAAAAAAGGAUAAGAACCAUAAAAAGGGCAUGGUUUGGAAAAUUAUGGAGAGAGAGAACAUCUUUUAGGAAUUGCCUCAUGUGCUCUGGUUUGAGUUGUGUAACCACACUGACACACACACACACACACACACACACACACACACACACAGGCACACUGUAGUGCGGCCUGAUGAUGAUUAGCUAUGUUUAGGAAGCGAUCUGUUCUUUAUUCGGGACUUCAGAACUUGACCUGGAAUCACAUCAGCUUCUCUUCUAACCAACUUGAACCGCUGGAAUUGACUUGUUAAAUAUGUCCGUGCAGCAUCAUAGCAGAAUGAUGACAAUAUAAAUCACCGCAACCCACAACAAUCACUUACAAACCAGCAUUACAAGCACAGGCUCGGAGCGGUCGACCCUUCACAGAGGCUCGGGGGAGAAUUUAAAACUUGCAAGAGUUACUCCCUCCCAUAAUCCUCCAUUUCUUUAUGUAGCCAGUCUGUCUGUCUGCCCCUUCCCCACUGCUGCUUUGCCUCAAGUCAAAUGAAUGAAUGGCUUAAUAAAUUGGUUUAUCAUUAUAAGUCAGUCAGUCGCUUUGAUCCAGCGGUUUUACGGGGGGGUUACAGCAACUCAAGGUAUUUCAAAGGAAGGAGAGAGAAAAUAGAAGGUAGACAAAGAAAAGCGGAGGGGGCGUCCGCUGAAUACCUCACUGUCUAAUAGCCUUUGAACCUACCACAUGUAGGUGAGGGUGUUGGCGUAUAUCACUAUUAGUUUACAUGUGGUUUUAAUAACCUCAAAUCCUCAUUUCAUCCCUCCUAUUUGGUGCUAUCAAUGUCUGAACCUUCCGCAUGGGUGUUAUAUUACUCGACGGUACUUUAAUUAGUUUUCUCUCGUGAAUCCGAAAUCUCCUCACCCCCCCCCUUUUUUUAACCGAGAGUUGGUACAGUCCAGUACUCAAACUCGUGGAUGGUAAAUCAGUGAGGUAAACUUCUUCCAUCCACGCUGAGGAGUCAGGACGGCGUGAAGAGGCGUCCCGCAGACACCGACAGGACUCCAUCUCCACUGUAUUUGACCCUCCUAGAACACGGUUCCUUUCGCACUAUCACGGAAGGAAGAGAACGCUUUCUCUGUGUCGUGAAACGCGUUCGCUGAAUGGGACUCACAAGAGCGAGGCCCAUCCCAGACAGCUCUUCUUGGAUGCACUGUGUGUAUUACUGCCUUACAGGUAUUGUGGGCUGCUCUAGUUUUCCCAUUAGGUCCCUCUUUUUUUCCGCACACGCACAGUUUAUAUGAAGGACGAAUAAGUCAUUGAUUUGAACCAGCCUGUCGAUACGUGUGUUUAUUUGAACCUUGUCAUAUGAGUUGGCUGGUCAUGCACGGCCUCAUCAGCUGACACGACUUGUUCUUCCUCCCUCCUGAUUGGCUGCGGGGCGAGUCAUCGCAGAUGCAAAUUGAGACCCAUCCGACCUCAAAUGGUCCACAGACCGGCGUGUGGUGUGACAAAGAGGAGCAGCCUCACAGGGCUCAGCGGUCAGGAUACCUGAUACCUGAAAAGAAAACCUACCCUUAUUUUCAUGGAUGUUGUUGCGUUCACAAGUCUCUCUUCUUCCUGCCGCGGGAGCACAUUUACAGGGACGUAAAAGAGAAGAAAGAUCUUUAAACCAGGUUACUCCCUGUGUCUGGGUAAGUCCUAUUUCUUCCGGUUCAACCAUCCCGAGGAGGCGAGCAGAAUGAAGAGCAUGCUUCCACAAAAGAGCCCUGUGUCGGCUUUAGCCUACAACACAGACUAUUUGAAGUUUAGCAGUGACUAUAGCCAUGCGGUGGUGGGCGGCACCAACAGCGCUCGGGGCAUGCGAUCGGCCUCUGAGCUGCGGGACUUGAUGGACACACUGCAGCGCAAGAAGACGGCCCUGGAGAACAGCCUGAGAGCCAACGGGAAUGCAAACCCCUCCUACUUUAGCGUGACACAGUCACCCCCCACCACACCUGUCACGAGCCCUGCCACACCUUCAUCAGCCUACCAGGAGCAGGCGAGGCGGUUCUACGGCUCGGAUCGUGCACCCUGUCUUUCUCCUGGACGCCGGUCCGACCCGUCUUCCUCCCUAUCGGGCCGCGCCUCGGCCAGUCGCAGCCAGGACGGCCACGGCAUGAGCCGGUACAACCCGGGCUCCUCCUCUUUACUGUCCGCGUGGAAUGGUGGAGGCUCCACCGCCUCUGUUGAUGGAAGCAACAGCGCCCUGCUCUCUCUUCCUCCUCCCUCCUCCUCCUCCUCCCGCACUCCUUCAACGGGAGGGGCCGCGAGCAUGCCCUCCAGCCCCCGUCUGGGCCGGCGUAGCUACGGCAACCACCAAGAGACGGUGCCCAGCAGUAGGAGCCGGAAAUACUCGACAGGCUCUCUGAAUGGGAUGAUGGCAGGAGAGCACACUCGCUCGCUGCCCCGCCUCUGCCCCUUCCAAUCGGCCCGUGACAACAACAACGGAGCCCUGGCCCUGUCGACGCUGCCGCCGCGGCGAUCCAAUGUUGCCGGCGGUUACAAGUCCAGCAAGGACCAUUACAACGGCAGUCGGGUCGCCAGCCCCGACCUCAACCGCAACUCCAGUAAAUCCGCCCAGCCUCCCGCCAACAGGAAUCACAUUCCAACCACCGAUCAGGGUGAAAGUGUUGUUUCGAUCUCCCUCUCCUCCCCCAAGAACCUGCCCGCCACUACGCCCACCGUCGCCUCCCCGACCACCCCGCCUGACGUGACCAUCCCAUCCAGGACAGGGGGCUCCUCUUCUCCUCGUGUGGCCAAAAAGCUCAGCCUGACUUCCACCAGCUCCUUGGGCUCCACGAGUUCCAGCCCCCCGGAAAUGGACCGGCUGGCGAGCCGCGGACUGUACACGGGAGAGGGCCCGUCUGGGGUGGAUCAGGAGCUCACUGGGUCCUUCGGCUUUGGAUUCGGAGAGAGGAGGUGUUCAUUCGGGAAGGCAGGACUGGAACAUGGGAUGGGGCUGGGCGAGAGGAGGCAGUCAUUUGGAAAGGCGGGAGUGACCCCGCCAGGAGGCUUCAGGGAAAGAAGGGGGAGUAUCAGCUCACUGAGUGGGAAGGAGGAACUCACCGACUACCAUCAGCACCAAAAAGAGGAGAGACUCCGUGAGCAGGAGGUGGAAAGACUGGAGCGGCAGCGGCUGGAGACCAUCCUGUCUCUGUGUUCGGAGCUGGGCCGGUCGGCGAGAGAUGAAGGAGGCCCGUCCACAAGUCCCACUUCAGCUGUGGCGGAUCUCCGGAAGAUCAACCAGAAGCUCGAGAAGCUUCAACUGAACGACGACGAUGACGACGACGACACACCGUCGGUCUUUUCCGACUCUUCUGCUACCAAUGGAGCGAUGGGGAAUGGACACGUGGGCUCCCCUGGUUCGGAGAACGGUUACUGUGGUGAUGAUGAUGUACAGGUACGACGGAGGCGCAGCAGCGGCCACCGAGACAGCAGGGCGGAGUCCCCCGCCGUCAGUCUGCGAAGCUUUGCACCGUCACCUUCUCCACGUGCACAGAGGACCGCUGAGGCUGUAGACGACGCAGCCCGUCGCCGCGGACCUUCAGAGGAGGAAGUGAGGCGCGUGGAAGAGGAGAGGAUCCAGGUGCUGAACAACAUGGAGGAGCUGGAGCAGAAGAUCAAAGAGCUGGACAACCAGAUAGAUGAAUCUGCCCAAGAGGUGGAGCUGGAGCGAGCUCUGGUGGAGGCCGAGCAGGAGUCGGAGGUAGCUGCCCUGCAGCAGGAGAAAGAUGCUCUGGAAGCACUUCACGCCAAGAUGUCUGACCUGGAGACCAAGUCCCAGCUGGAAAAAGAAAAGGCGUGCGAGUUGCUACAGGCAGAGAGGGGCAGAGUAGAGAGGUUGGCUCAGAUUGUGUGUGAGCAGCGCUCCCAGCUGGACAGCUGCCCCGAGGCCACCAAGGAGCCCCUGCAGGAGCAGCUGGCAAGGGACUGCGAGGUGCUCGACGCGGAGUCCAAGCGCUUCGAGGACCUGGAGUUCCAGCAGCUGGAGAGAGAGAGCAGGCAGGACGAGGAGAAGGAGACCCAGACGCAGCAGCUUCUCCGGGAGACCGCCGACUACCAGCGGAGCACUUUCACCCGCAAGGAACGUCUGUUAACUCUGAAGAAGCAGGCAACACAGAUUACCCAGCAGGCUCAGCGAGAGAAGGAUAGUUUCUUAAAGGAGAGGAGCACCCUCGAAGCGAUGCUGCAGAGGGAGAAAGAAAACCUCGCCAUGCUGGAAAGGAAAUAUGCUGACCUCACUGGUGGCCGAGGUUUCACGCUGAGGGAGGGUGCAGCCCCUCUGGCUGACGUGUGUUUUAGUGACACAGCUUCAGCCGCAAUUUCUCCUCCCCCAGUCAACUUGUGCGCCCUCGCAUCCCUCCUCACCUCUGUUUCUCUCAAGAAUGCAGAGGGCUAUAUCACAGUCAGUGAAAUCAAUGAGCUUUACUCACAGCUCGGGGCGGACCCUAAACCCGCCCCUGCCCCCGCUCUGGCCAAUGGCUCUCCUGAGUCCGAGUCAAACUCCUCCCGUGACGACGACACCCCCAAACCACCGGAGGAUGAGCUUUGCCAUUCCUCCUCACCUGCUGCCUGUCCCUCCUCUUCUUCCUCUUCCUCCUCUUCCCACCUUCGUCCCCUCCCCAAAACACCCUCUGUGCACUGGCCAGAGAACAUGGUGUCUUAUAGAGACCCCUCCCCCCUCCCCGACUCACCCCCACCCCCCCUGCCUGUCAAAAAACGCCACCACCACCGACACAGGCAGCAUUUCCGUUUGAUGGAGGAGAGGAAGAGGUCUGACAGAGAAGUAGGUUCCCAUUUAAGUGACACAUUACCCAGGAAGAAAACCACACCCAUCACGACCCCCCAGUUUAUGUGUGCAACACUGGGACGCAGCUACCCAACCAAGGCCCAUCACCCGUUGGUGCAGAGCACAAGUUGCGGCAGCAUUCUCCCAAGAAUGUUCUCCUUAUCCAACAAGGAAUCUGACUCUCGCCGUCUGCAGAAAGGUCAGCCCGGCUCACGAGCGGCGUCCCAGAACAACGUCUACCUCGAUGCCUUUGGGUACCGUGACAACCAGGCCUUUGACACGAUGAGUGUGGAUAGCACGGACUCCGUCGACACCAGCAUCUCGGCCUGUUCACCUGACAACGUCUCCAGUGCCAGUACUUCAAAUAUGGUCAAGCUAGAGGAGAUGGAGCGCCUGCUCAGAGAAGCCCAGGCAGAAAAGAGCCGACUCCUCGAAUACAAGGAUCAAGAGAUGGAAGUGCGAAAACAGGCGCUGGACGAGGAGAGGAAAAGAAGGGAGGACCUGGAGAAAAGACUACAGGAGGAGACCAGCAGACGGCAGAAGCUCAUCGACCGGGAGGUGAAACUGAGAGAGAAACAGAGGGCACAGUCCCGGCCACUGACGCGGUACCUGCCGGUGCGAAAGGACGACUUUGACCUGCGCGCUCACAUUGAGUCGGCAGGCCACAGCACAGACACGUGCUUCCACCUGUCCAUCUCCGAGAAGACGUGCCGGGGCUACUUGAUCAAAAUGGGAGGCAAAAUAAAAACCUGGAAGAAGCGCUGGUUCGUCUUUGACCGCAACCGGCGCACGCUCUCCUACUACUCAGACAAGCACGAGGCCAAGCUCAAAGGAGUCAUCUACUUCCAAGCUAUUGAAGAAGUGUAUUACGAUCACUUAAAGAAUGCGCAUAAGAGCCCGAACCCCUCCCUGACCUUCAGCGUGAAGACUCACGACCGGGUCUACUACAUGGUCGCCCCCUCUCCGGAGGCCAUGAGGAUCUGGAUGGAUGUGAUCGUCACAGGCGCUGAGGGCUACACCCAGUUCAUGGUGUAGCGAGGGGAGCGGGCCACGCCAACGGGCCACCACUCCCCUCUGGCUUUAGGACUUGUUUUUUUGUUAUUCUCAUCUUUUGUUGAAGAAUGAACCCCGCUUCGUGACGCGUAGAGACAGCAGGCCCGAGUUGCCCGAGAUCAUGAUCAUUCUGCUGCGUUUAAGUGCCUGAUUUAGAAAAAAAGUGGGCGGGGUUUAUAAUAAUAUGUGAAGCGUUCAUGUGAAAUUGCGGGCAGAUACAAGAUAUUCAUUUGAACACUUUCAUGCACUCGUGCUCAAUCCCAGAGAAGUCGUAAAUAAUUAUGAUAUAAUCUUAAUUUUCUUUGUAGCAACAUGUUUCAAUGUGUAGAUUCCGUUAACGUCAUGCUGAGUCAGCCCGUUUGACCUCUACGGUAAGUCAUCAUUGACAGAAGAUAAGAGAUAAGAUAACAGAAAAACAGAUCAAACAAGUAAGAAAAAAAAACAUUUAGUCGGAAUUCGUUAGAGUACAGCAGUUGUGUUAGCACAGCUAAGUGCUCCACAAAGCCCAAACAAUUUGAACAUGUCAUGGAAGAGCUUGUGGUCUAUUAUGAGAUGACUUUAGACUGUUUCGUGUGUGUGUGUGUGUGUGUUUUAAUCUGCCUAAACAAUUCCCUGCGUACAGAGAAGUAGUUGAGGAAAUGUAUCUCAAUUUUCAACCUUUCUUUUCAUCUAAUUUCAUCAUCAAUACUGCGUUCUCAGGUCUUGACUGUGCGCAUGGGUGUGCAUGCAUGCAUCACAUGAUCAUGUGUAAAUUUACACAUGUUUUCUCUUCUAAGCGUGUGUUUUGCGUUCUAUUUACUGGGAGCCUCUAAUGGCGCUCCAAGGUGCUAUUCUUACAUGGUGAAUUACACCAAUAAGCCAAAAAGCAUCACCACAGAACAUAUUUCAAUUGGAGUGUAAUUAUUCCCGCAAUAGUGUUUUUGAAUGAAUCUCUGUGUUUACACAAGUGUAGGCGCAGAGCUGAAGCGCUAUUUAAACACAGUUAGGAUCAGGCUUGCUAUUUUCUAAUGUGAGGAGCUGGGUAAAUGAGCAUUAAGGAUGAUUCAUUUUAACAAAGGCACAAUAUUGUGAUAUUUGUACGUUUUGUUUCUAAGUUGUAGUCUGUUGACGAUUGUGAGGAUCCAUUAUCACCUCAGAACUUCUCAAAAAAAGAUUUUUUUUUUAAAUCAUUUUUGGCGAGACAGUAUUUUUUAAAUGAAUUAAUAUCUAUAUUUUUAAGAGCUACGUGUAUCUUUCUACAAUGCAGAACCGCCUCUGGUGGGGAAAAUCUACCAAUGUGGAAGCACGGCCCUGAGGGGUUUUGUGAGUUUAGGAAGAAGAAAGAAUCCACGGUACAUUUCACUUAAGAGGCGUCUAGUCAUCCAAACUGUAUGACUGUUGCUUUCAUUGCUUUUAUUACCACUAAUUCAAUGUUUUAGUUUAACUGACUAUUCCACAUUGAUUACCAAAGCUGCUUUUACAUUUCACAGCGUACUAUGUCUGAAUAAAUCAGUCCCCCGAUGGAUGCCUUUACCAUCUUGCCUCUUGGCAACGCUUUUUGUUUACUGACCAAAGUACAUGUAUGUGCUAUAAUGUAUAUGUGGUUUCUUUGCUUUGACUUCUCUUUGUUCAGUUUUCCGCCAACUAAAGGAACUGUUACAUGUGAAGCUUCCAUAAGCUGGAUUUUUUUGUGUUUCCUUCUUUUCCAACAAAUGUUUAUGUUGACUCGACUGUAUUUAUACUAUUAUACAAUGCAUGUUUUCUUAAUUUUGUAUUUCCAUAUGAAUAAUAAAAAUUAUAUAUUUUA